AGUGCAAAGUUAAAGAUGGCCGCCGCGACUACGGCACAAGUCAGUGGUGCAGUGUGCGCGUAGGACGUGAAUUGUUCUUUAUAUUUGUGUUCGCGUGGUGUUCGGUUAUUUUUAAGUGCGGUUACCUGUCAAGUUUCGUAUAGAGUCUCCGUUUCACGUGCGAGUCCUCGAAAAGAACAAUAGAUCUAGUAGAAAUGGGCCGUUCCAGAUCCAGAACGAAAUCGCCGAGCAGGAGGCGUCACAAGAGCAAACACUCGAGGAAACGCUCCAAAUCUCGAGAAAAACACUCGAAUAACAAAUACUCCGAGAAACCGAAGGAACGCAGUUCGAAAUCGAGAAAACGGUCCCAUUCUGCAUCUUCCAGUUCAGGUUCCGAUGCCUCGGACGAUGUACAUAUUGUCAGUCAUAAAAAACGUUCAUACAGAGACAGAGAUAGAAAAAUGGACGAGGUAGAGAGACUAGCAGAAAUGGAGCGACAAAGGAAAAAGAAAGAAUUAUCGAACAAAAUCUUCACUACGAGUGCUGUUGGAAGGCAACGUGAAGUGGAGCAAAAAAUGGUUGAGGAGGAGGCUGCCAAACGAAUCGAAGAGUUAGUACAGAAGAGGGUGGAGGAAGAGCUAGAAAAGCGAAAGGAGGAAAUAGAAGCGGAAGUACAAAGGAGGGUAGAAGAAGCUAAAAGGGCGAUGGAGCGUCAAAUGAUGGAGGAAAUGGAAUGGAGACAAGCGAAACUUCGUGAGGAGGAGAAACGGAGAGAGGAGGAAGAGCGGAAGAAGCGCGAGGAACUAGAGAGGAUCGUGGAGGAGAACAACAGAAAAAUCGAAGAAGCCCAGAAGAAAUUGGCUGAGGAAAGAUUGGCCAUGGUCGAACAGCAACGUUUAAUGGAAGAGGAGAGGCAAAGAAUGAGGAAAGAGCAAGAGAAACGUGUGAAAGAGGAGCAAAAGAAAAUUCUCGGGAAGAACAACUCGAGGCCUAAAUUAUCCUUUACGCUAAAGCCAGUUACGUGAGUCUCUGUCCUCAUUUCGUGCAGUUUUACAUGUGAUAUUUAUACAUCUUGUCGGUUUCUCUGGAAUCGUUUCGAUUCCGUAUGAACAGUUCAUCGUAAGCUGCCUCAACCUCCGUACAAUGAUACGUACAGAUAAUUCUGCAGCGACAAGAUCCAAAGCUCACCCGAAUGUAUUUGCGAUGCUCGUCGAAACCCGGCGGUGUUCGUGAAUUCGCUUAUUCGUUCCCGAUCGCCGGGUCGGGACCGAGUAAUCGAUUUUUAUGCACGCCGGAUUUCGAACCCCGAUACAGAUGGGAUCAUUCACAGUUUUCUCGACGCCACGCCGAUAUCGCGACAGACGAGUUUCGCGCGGAGAGAACGCAGAAUUGUAUAGAGGAGUAGCGCGUUACUUGCGUAACUAUCCCUAAUCGCAUCUUGUACAUUUUCGUUUCUUCUAUCUUUUAUUUCCCCCCCCCCCCCCAAACCCCCNCCAGAGCCCCAUUCGGACCUAACGCACGCCACUAACACGAGCCGCCGGUUCUGCUCGUUCUGUCCGAUAGAAGCGUGGCGAACAGCCUACCAAGGUUGCAGUUUCUACACAUGCAAUAUAUACGCCGGGUUCACUGUAAAUUACAUCAACACCGAACCAGACGAAUAACGAUUUUAUUUACAGUUAGACACUUACGAUACGCGAAACACGACUAUCGUAUUAAGCCCGCCCGCGUGUCGAGUGUUCGACGAGACGCGGCGGCCGGUUUACUUUCUCCUCGGGACGGUCGAUAUUAUCCACACGACCAACAUAGAUUUUGUAACGAAUUACGAACGCAUGGACGAAUUUUCUACGAUUAUCGUGAGUCUGUAAAACACACGUAACCGCCGCGCGGACCUGAUUUCGAAGCAAUAUAAAUAGCAGGAGAGUGAGAGAGAGAGAGAGAGUGAGAGCGAGAGAGAGAGA
Molecule: messenger RNA, 1937 nt
Organism: Megalopta genalis
Lineage: Eukaryota; Metazoa; Arthropoda; Insecta; Hymenoptera; Halictidae
Gene: Arglu1
Product: Arginine and glutamate rich 1
Cellular component (GO): mitochondrion; nucleoplasm
Molecular function (GO): cadherin binding
Source: RefSeq, a predicted model, not a curated record